AUGUCGAAAAUCACGAUGAACAUUUUGACACUGAAGAACCUGUCAGCCUCCUUAAUGAGAACGACUGAAAGGAUCAAACUAGUUGUUCCUCAUCGAAACGCCUGCGUCACGGUCCAGCACCACUGCCACGACUGCCUCAUCAUCGGAGCGGGGGGAGCAGGCUUGCGAACCGCCGUUGGUCUGGCGCAACAACAAUUCUCGGUAGCUGUAGUGUCCAAGCUGUACCCAACGAGGUCCCACACUAUCGCAGCGCAGGGCGGAAUGAAUGCUGCUAUUGGUAGUAUGCACCCGGAUGAUUGGCGCUGGCACUUCUAUGAUACUGUCAAAGGCUCGGAUUGGCUAGGAGAUCAGGACUCAAUCCACUAUCUCACGCGUGAAGCACCAAACGUGGCUAUAGAAUUGGAAAAUAUGGGUAUGCCAUUCUCAAGGACUAAAGAUGGCAAGAUCUACCAGAGGCCUUUCGGUGGAAGUACCACGCACAACGGUAAAGAAGUGGCUAAAAGGACCUGCUGUGUUGCUGAUAGAACCGGUCACGCUCUCCUCCACACUCUCUACGGCUACAGCACCAAGCUGAAGAACAUUGACCACUUCGCUGAAUUCUUUGUGCUAGAUCUUCUGAUUCAAGACGGAGUUGUGGUCGGGGCGGUAGCGCUCGACAUGGACGACAGCAGUAUACACAGGUUUCAAGCAAAGAACACGGUGAUCGCAACAGGGGGCUACCCCCGUAUGUAUUUCUCGUGCACAGCGGCCCACACUUGCACCGGUGAUGGAUGCGCCAUCGCUACGAGAGCUGGUAUCAUGUUGCAGGACAUGGAGUUUGUGCAGUUUCAUCCGACAGGCAUGUAUGGUUCCGGUUGCCUGAUGACGGAGGGCUGUCGUGGAGAAGGUGGCUUCCUCGUAAACAGCAAGGGCGAGAGGUUUAUGGAGAAGUACGCCCCAAAAGCCAAGGAUCUGGCCAGUAGAGAUGUAGUCUCUAGAUCGAUUGCUACCGAGAUACGAGAAGGGCGUGGAAUAGGACCGAAUAAGGACUACGUUCACCUUCAGCUGCACCAUUUGAAGCCGGAAGUAAUCAAGGAGAGGCUGCCCGGUAUUUCGGAGACGGCUUGGACAUUCACCGGAGUGGACGUCUACACACAGCCUCUACCGGUCUUGCCGACGGUUCAUUAUACGAUGGGCGGCAUCCCAAUCAAUUACAAGGGAGAGGUUGUGAUUCACGAAAACAAUAAGGAUUGCCCGGUGCCGGGACUGCAUGGGGCCGGGGAGGCGGUCAGCAACUGCCACGGCGCCAACCGUCUUGGAGCCAACUCCAUUCUUGACAUUGUGGUGUUCGGCAAGGCAAUCAGCAUCAACAUUGCAAAGAACAGCAAGCCGGGCGAUAAGCAACCAGAUUUGAAAGACAAUAUAUGCGAGGCGUCAUUGGAUAAUCUGUUUAAAAUACGAGAUGCCAACGGUACCAUUCCGACAGCGGAACUAAGGAACGCCAUGAGAAACACGAUGCAAAGCAAGUGCGCUGUCUUCAGAGAGGCCAAACUACUGGAAGAAGCUAAUCAGGAGAUGCUGAAGUGGUAUCAGUCAUUUAAAGACCUGCGUGUCACGGAUCGUCGUCUCAACUGGAACAGCGAUCUUGUCGAGAGCUUGGAGCUGCAGAACAUGCUGCAACUGGCCAUCCAGCUUACGGCCAGCGCUCACAAAAGAACUGAGAGUAGGGGCGCUCAUUUCAGAGACGAUUACCCUCAUAGAUGUGACGAAAUGGACUAUUCCAAGCCAGUCGAAGGCCAGACAAAGAAACCUUUCGACCAGCACUGGAGGAAACACAGUUUAACGAUGCUAGACCAGGCCACCGGAAAGGUGACUAUAAGCUAUCGUCCAGUCAUCGAUACAACAUUGGACGAUGAAGUGAAGACAAUUCCGCCUGUCCCGAGAGUUUACUGA
Molecule: messenger RNA, 1932 nt
Organism: Bombyx mandarina (wild silkworm)
Lineage: Eukaryota; Metazoa; Arthropoda; Insecta; Lepidoptera; Bombycidae
Product: succinate dehydrogenase [ubiquinone] flavoprotein subunit, mitochondrial
Biological process (GO): tricarboxylic acid cycle; mitochondrial electron transport, succinate to ubiquinone
Cellular component (GO): membrane; respiratory chain complex II (succinate dehydrogenase)
Molecular function (GO): succinate dehydrogenase (quinone) activity; flavin adenine dinucleotide binding; electron transfer activity
Source: RefSeq, a predicted model, not a curated record